AUGCAUCUGGGUUAUGCUCAAAUGCGCAAGACGUACCAACAGCUGCAAAAGGACCUCCAGGGCCGACAACCGCCGAUUCGCGACGAGCCUUCUGGUCCCAGAGGUGGUUACGAUGAUAGAGAGUACGGUGGUCGCAGCGGUGGCUAUGGCGGCAGACGAGGCGGAGGUGGUGGUGGCUUUGGAAGAAGGGGAGGUGGCAGAUGGUGA
Messenger RNA from Aureobasidium vineae, 207 nucleotides. Lineage: Eukaryota; Fungi; Ascomycota; Dothideomycetes; Dothideales; Saccotheciaceae. The record is from the annotation of a GenBank genome assembly.